AUGUCGCUCAAAGAACGGAUAUCCUCCCCUCUAGAGGCUGGGCCGUCCAUUCUCGAUCCGCACCAUCUCCCACCUCUCCUGACCCAGGCCCUGGAGCAUGCCUCGUCCGGGCUGGCCAGAAAGUCCCUGCACUUGACCCUUGUCGCCGUCCGCCGGGACCAUCGACUGCCUUCCGUGAACCGUUCCCUGGGCUCGUCCGGCCGUGGCACGCCCGCCACGCCCGCCACGCCAGCAUCAUCCCCGUCCGGCAGGUUCAGCUUCGCCACGGCGCCGCUUGCUGCGCUGAAGCAGCUCGUCCGAACCCGCUCCCUUGACGCCCUGGAACCGCCGGCCAGACGAGUCGGCGCAGGGACUAGUGCCUCGUCCUUCUCCACAGCAACGUCCGACUCGGCCCCGUCGUCGCGUGCUGCACCAUCCCCGGGCGCGAGCCUUCCUUGGCCGCUUCUUUCGCCAUCAGCUUCCCCGUCUUCCCCGCUUCCAACGACCCCGCGCACGGCGUCGACAUCUUCCAUGACUACAGAUUCCCUCGGUCGGGGGACGCCAGGUGGUGCGGCCUGGACAUUCAUCCAUACGCACGACUUGCCGCUCAAGGGCAGGAGGAUCCAGCGGGCAGUCCUUACAAAGACGGCACAAAAGUACAGCCUGAGUGGCUCAAUGCUCAGUGCAGCCGUCAGCCCAGCAGCGGCUGGUUUGAGCAGUCAACUCAUCACCAACUCCAUUGUCCAGAACGAAGUGCUCUUCUCUUCCGACGGUCUGACGCUGCUGUCUCUCGAUCGCAUAUACAGCAUCAAGAGUGCUCUGGCCGCCUACGCCAAAUCCAAGUCGCCACUGAGGCUGGAGGAUGCCGUUGACGAGCUCCGCCGCUACGUGCUCGCAAACAGCGGCGCCAAAGUCACGAAAUCAGAUCUCCUGCGCUCCUACGACUGGCUCAACGUUGGCACAGGUGCUGUUUCCGACCUGGACCGAAUGUACAGAAGGGCAUAUGGUGGGCCAGACCAGGUCGGUGCAAUAUCUGGUCUCCAGCCCACGUCACGGACCCCGGCAUUAACCCUGCGCUUUUGCCCCGACCCUGAUCCCGUCGUCAGGCGAAGCAGUGACGGUUUGACUUGGGGUUUGGAGCAUCAUGGUGAGCCGAGAACCCCACAGAUGGGUCUUGUCGCGACCACGUCGGAGACGAACAAGCCGCUGCUUAAGAUACAGACUACCUUUGAGGUCAAGCCAAAGCUGCUCAGUGCACGCAGGAAAGGGGGCCGUGAGCAGGGCCAGACCCCCGAAAAAGCCAAUGACGACAUACCCCGCGAGCAGUCAGUCACCACCCCGGAGAGACACGGUGAGGCUGGCCAAGGUGAUGAUGAUGGCGGCCUGACGGCACGACCGCUUGAACAUUGGCCGGCAAUCUCGACAUGCAUGCCUUGGAGAAGCGAUUCGUCGAUAGAGAAGACGCCGCUCAGCGCAGUGACGGACAGUCCAAGACAGGGUUUGCUGGGGCGCGGGCCAGUGACGCCGAAUGGAUAUGAUGACAUAACGCCGGUAACCAGAGGGGAAUGGGGGCUUUUGAUGGUGGAAAAUGCGCUUCGCGGUAGUCGAACCGUGGCAGUCGAGACAUGCUAG
This is a messenger RNA of Ustilaginoidea virens, 1611 nucleotides long. RefSeq lists its product as uncharacterized. NCBI's taxonomy places the organism in Eukaryota, Fungi, Ascomycota, Sordariomycetes, Hypocreales, Clavicipitaceae. The coding region runs from base 1 to 1611 and encodes 536 amino acids. The record is from RefSeq and is a predicted model, not a curated record. The transcript is spliced from 2 exons.